AUGCCUCUGUCACGCCGAAAUUCCUCGAAUGAUUAUGGGCCCCAGUUACUGAGAGAUGUUUGGGGCCUAACGGCGGUGGCUAUUCUGAUGGUCAUUUUGAGGAUCAUUGCGAAAUUGAGGAUCGGGAAAUUCGGAACGGAUGAUCUGCUCAUGACAUUUGCAUUGGUCAGCUCACACCUCCUGCUCGCAAUUGAGAUCCGAUGUCUGGCCUUGACUGGGUCAAUUCUGCUUACCUUGGCUAUACAAUAUGGAUUCGGUCAGCCGGCGUCCAAUAAUGACUCGGAGGUAUCGAAGAUAAUUAUGUACGACUACCUUUCGCAGACAUUCAGUCUUGCGGGUGGGACACUCGGACGAAUAUCCUUCAUUGUCUUCAUUGUUGGGCUUCUGGUUCAGAGGAUGUCGGAACGAAUCGUUCUGUGGGUCCUGGCCGCUCUACAGGUGAUCGUCAAUGGCAUGGUGAUCAUCAUAAUAUUUGUUCAAUGUCCUGGGCAUGCGUCCGCAAUCUGGGAUCAUUCAGGCAAAUCGAAAUGCUGGAAUCUUCAUGUCCAAGAAUACUAUGGGUACUUCCAAGGAGCUUUCAAUGCCUCGACAGACCUAUACCUUGCCGUUUUUUCGACAUACAUUUUUUGGUACUUGAACUUGAAACUACGUGUGAAGCUAGGCCUGGUGGCUUUACUGGGCAUGGGCAUCUUUGCCAUGGUCGCAGCUAUCAUAAAAACAGUCCAAACCCACGUCCUCGGAACGUCUGACAGUGACCCGACCAUUGCUACCGUCAAUUACGAUCGGUGGUUGUAUAUCGAAACCUACCUUGUCAUAAUAACAGCUUCAGUCCCUUGCGUUCGGUCACUGUUCCGCUCAUCCAAAAGCCGAAAAAUAAGUAGUGGGAAUACUCAUGAGCUCAGCUCGAGGUCCCGACACGCAACUAAUUCAUCGCAUAAUACGCGGGCGAGAAGGAGAGACUCCUCUAUCGACGGAAAGAGAAUCAUUGACGCGUCAGACGACUAUGCUAGUCAUGAUGAUAUCUCUAAUAAUCACUAUGAAGCUCCUGAGUCCAGACAGUCGAGAGAAUCGGUGGUCAUGUGUGUAUGA
Molecule: messenger RNA, 1089 nt
Organism: Penicillium cosmopolitanum
Lineage: Eukaryota; Fungi; Ascomycota; Eurotiomycetes; Eurotiales; Aspergillaceae
Exons: 4
Coding region: 1-1089 (362 amino acids)
Source: RefSeq, a predicted model, not a curated record